AUGCAGGAAUCUUUGGAUACCUUUUUAGCUACUUAUCGCACAACCCCAAACCCCUCAGCUCCUGAAGGCAAAUCCCCGUCAGAAAUCAUGUUCGGUCGUCGUAUACGGACAAGUUUGGAUCUACUGCGUCCAUUCAUUACUAGAAAACCAACAAAUGAGGAAAAUCAGCCAAUCAAACGUUCUUUCGAUAAAAACGACAAAGUUUACGUAAAGGUUUACACCAAAAACACUUGGAGUUGGCUUUCUGGAAUUGUAUUUGAGAAAAUUGGAAAAGUAAUGUGCAACGUUUGGAUUGAAGGUCGGCGAAUGAUUCGUUCCCACUUCAAUCAAAUGCGACAUCGGAGGUCUUCAGAAGCUAUUUCAGCUGGUUCCAUCCAGAAUAAGUUACCAUUGGACAUUCUCCUUGAAUCAUGCAAUGUGUCAUCGCCCGAUUGCUCAGCAGUGCAACCCAGUGUCGUUCCAGCUCCUUCCCCUGUAGCGAGUGAGGCAUCAACAUUGAAUGCACCGCCGUCUCACCAGUCAACACCAUUGCAGCAGGUGCACCAACCAGGGAAAGUUUGGAGGUCACCAAUGUCAGAUUCCCGUGAGUCCUCUUCGUCAUCCCAGUCACCAUCCUCAACAUCGCCCGAGUUCCUCUCAGCAGAUAGUGAUCCAGCUGUACCUUUGCCAAGGCGUUCUUCGCGAGUCCGAAGACAACCCCAGCGGUUCGAUGCGUACCAGCUUCACUGA
Molecule: messenger RNA, 729 nt
Organism: Wyeomyia smithii (pitcher-plant mosquito)
Lineage: Eukaryota; Metazoa; Arthropoda; Insecta; Diptera; Culicidae
Exons: 1
Coding region: 1-729 (242 amino acids)
Source: RefSeq, a predicted model, not a curated record